Molecule: messenger RNA, 612 nt
Organism: Glarea lozoyensis ATCC 20868
Lineage: Eukaryota; Fungi; Ascomycota; Leotiomycetes; Helotiales; Helotiaceae
Product: UVI-1h
Exons: 4
Coding region: 1-612 (203 amino acids)
Source: RefSeq, a predicted model, not a curated record
AUGGUUUCAAUCCGCAACAUCUUGGCCGCCAUGGCUCUAUCCAUCCCAGUGAUUGCACAGACAACACCUGCUCAAGUUGUCCAGAACAUUCAAUUGAUAACUCAAAAAUCGCAAGCUCUCCAAACACCUGCUCAGACCAUUAAUAUCCUCAAUGGCCCAUUGAUUUUAAUCGGCCAGGGUCCAUACCCUCAAAUCAUCGUCGGUUUUACCGAUAUCGUCACGACUGCCACCACCGCACUUGCUCAGAUGAAGGGCAUGGCACCUGUCCCUGCCGGGGCUGAAUCUGAUGCUAUCUUCAACGCCUUCCGUGAAUUUGUUCGAGUCCACCAAGUACUCCUCAACAUCCUCAUCGGCAAAGCCGGUUUAUUCCAGACCGUCCCCUUUAUCGGGCAGCCCAUUGCCGCAGUCCUUCGUCAGAUUGAGGGCGUCGUUGAUACUGUCGCCUUCGCCCUUAUCGACUCUGUCCAGAGCCGUGCUACGGAUCUCCAGAGCCAAGCUAGUUCGCUUAGUGGAACUAUCACUACUGCUAUCAAUGCUUAUGAUGGACUCUCGCUCAGCAAACGCACUGCUCCUAUUAGCCGUGUUAGACGUGCUGUGGUGGUUGCUGCUUAA